AUGAAGCGCUGCCGCAGCCCAGCACUUGCGGGCUGGGAUCCAAGCACCAAGGAUGCCGAGGUCGAGGUGGAGCAGGAUCCUUUGACAGGAGGUUGCUACAAAGUUGCUUGUGCAAGCACUGCCCGUGCGUGGAUCGGGCUGCGCGGGCGUCCGGGAGUUGUGACAGGCCAAUACUGCUUUGAGGUGAAGGUCGGCGAGGGUCUUCUCCGAGUCGGCUGGUCAUCUUCCACGGCCGCACUGGCGCUGGGCACGGAUGCGCAGGGCUUCGGUUUCGGAGGCACCGGAAAGAAGAGCCACCGUAACAAGUUCGCAGACUACGGCAUUGCCUUUGAAGUCGGUGAUGUGGUCUCCUGCUGCCUGGACCGCGACCAGCGCCAGAUCAGCUUUGGCGUCAAUGGGAUAUGGUAUGGCAAGGCCUUCGACAUCCCCAAGGCCUGGGAUGGCGUGGCUCUGUUCCCAGCAGUCUGUGCUCGGGAAGCUUUCCGAGCCACAGGUUAUUUUGGCUGCCCGGACCACCCGAAAGUGCCGUAUGGCUGCGACUUCUGGCCGCUAGGUGCAGCUUAUCCGGAGGAUGUCGUUGAGUCUGGUGGCCCUGUGCCGGAGCCGAGCCUCGACCUCGAGGAGUCGGCAGAGCGCCGCGGGGCCCGCAGCGGCCGCUUCGCCAAGAUGGCCCGUGUGGACCAGGACUUGACGGUCCUUUCCACGCACAAGCCGGUGCUGGACACAACUGGAUCCGGGACCCUCAUUGGGCGCUGCCGCGCUCUGGAACGAGGCUAUCUCCGCGAUGCAGCAAAGCUUCGUGAUCCGCAACAGAUUCGACCGAUGCCGGUGCUGCGUGAGGCACUGCGGCACUGCCUGUCGGCGGGUCGAGCGUGGUCUUGGGAAGCGGAGAUGCUGAGGGCUAUCCGACAGGACAUCACCGUCCAACAUCUCGACGUCGACUUCAUGGAAGAGGUAUGCGAGGUGUCGUGCCUGCGUGCUUUGGCCAACGGCGACUGGGCAGUUUUCGCUUCUUGCUCAUCCACGUUGAAGCAGCGUCCACGAGCUCCGCUGGCUGGCGCUGUUGGGUCGGCCUCCAGUCCUGGCUUCCGCUUUGACGGCGAUGCCUCCAGAGGACACCGUCUCGAACUUCGUGCGUGCCACUCUCGCGGAUGUCAGCGUGGGUUUGUGGACUCGAGCAUUGAAGCGUGCAGCUCCGAAUCAGACCGCUAA
This is a messenger RNA of Symbiodinium natans, 1212 nucleotides long. The record is from the annotation of a GenBank genome assembly. NCBI's taxonomy places the organism in Eukaryota, Dinophyceae, Suessiales, Symbiodiniaceae.